Motacilla alba alba is the source of this 20679-nucleotide messenger RNA. RefSeq names its product inhibitory synaptic factor 2A (gene INSYN2A). Gene Ontology annotation, cellular component: postsynaptic density. NCBI's taxonomy places the organism in Eukaryota, Metazoa, Chordata, Aves, Passeriformes, Motacillidae. Gene Ontology annotation, biological process: inhibitory postsynaptic potential. The transcript is spliced from 3 exons. Bases 8471 to 9619 code for a protein of 382 amino acids. The record is from RefSeq and is a predicted model, not a curated record.
AUCCCAAUUAUUACCAGAGUGCAUCUUUAGGUCUCAAAACAAAAGUGAAAUGUUUUAUUCUACUUUAAUGCAACAGUGUCAUUAUUUGGGAAGUACUUUUCCUGGCAUAAUUUCCAUGCAUUUAAAACCAUCCCAAGUAAAUUUUUUGGGGGCAUAACAUUUGAAACCCUAGCAGAAAAUCAACCAACCCUGAGUUAUGGCAGAGCCUACAAUACUCAUCCCACUCCUGAUAUUUGGUAAAAAUGGGAUUUGUAACUUCUCUUGAUACGGCUGAAAAAUACUCAUCAUCUCUUGAGGAGGUAAAUUUAGGCAUUAUUUUUAAAAUGCUUUAAAAAUACCUCAGAAAAGCUACUUAGAGUAAGAUAAAAUGUUUUUCAGAGCCAAGGAAAUAGCUCUGAUUAGGUUGUCCCCAUGAGUGAAUGUGAGGUAUAUGGACAAUUUCUGCAUAAAGAGAGCACUAACAUUACCCAAAGUCAUUAACUGCUAGGCAGGAAUUAAUAUGUUUACAAUUCAAGCCAAGUGAUAAAUAUGAAUAUAUAAAAGGCAAAUACUCAUUGCAUCCCUGUGAAUUAUUAAAACUCUUUCUUUCCUUAAUAAAUGGAAAAAUUAACAUGUACAAGCAUUCUGCUUUUUCCAGUUACUGGGCUUUUUUUCCUAGGCAGGAAACUUAUCCUUGUAACUUUUGUUAACACCUGAAAUUUAAAAAAAAAAUUAAAAAAUAAAAGGCCAAACAGACAGAAAAAGAUACUUUGAAGUUCAAAUCUGUUGAACUAAAAUUUUAUGAAAAACCCCACAUCAUGAAUUGCCUGUUAAAUGAGUGCCUAUGGAAUAUCAAGGCCAGGCUGGAUGAGCUUUGGAGCUACCUGGGAUCACGGAAGGUGUCCCUGCCCAUGGCAAGGGUGGGACUUGAUGCUCCUUAAGGUCCUUCCAACCCAAACUAUGCUGGGGUUCUAUAAUGAACAAAGGAUUUGUCCUUUCUUCCCCCCAAGACUUGGUGUCCCUUGUCCCAGCCACCGAAGACAUCUGUGACAUGAUGUGUCAGCUUCCACCACCUGUCCUUUUGUCACCACCUUCAGUCCCCAGGAGCUCUCCCACAAGCCAUCAAGUCCCUCAUUAGAUAAUCGAUUGCUGCAGAUCUUAUCUGUCACCUGGUAAUUGAUGUGAAAUAACAAAAUUAUGCUUCCAAACAAAGCCUGUUAGCUCAUCGCUCCAGCUCAUCGUCCUGAGGACAAGCUGAGCUCCAGUAAACCCUGGUGAUGGUUCCUACCAGGCUUCAACGAAAGCUUUGAUUUCCAUCAGCUCACAGAGAAGUAAAACAAUUCCAUAAACAAACAGAGUCUCCACAGCUUGAGGGGGACAUCAUAGCUGACAGGAGGAAUGAGAAGGGCCACCAAAGUGACAGCCUGGAGAAGUGCCAAGGAGAACUCCGUGUGGCCUUCACUAUCUAAAAAGGGCUUGGAAGAAAGAUGGAGGAGACUUUUAUCUUCCCACUGCCAGAGGGCAGAGUUAAAUGGGAUUUUGGGAAGGAAUUGCUCCCUGUGAGGGUGGGCAGGCCCUGGCACAGGGUGCCCAGAGCAGCUGUGGCUGCCCCUGCAUCCCUGGCAGUGCCCAAGGCCAGGCUGGAGCAGCCUGGGAUAGUGGAAGUGUCCUGCCCAUGGCAGGGGGUGGAAGGGGAUGAGCCUUAAUGUCCCUUCAACCUAAACCACUGUGACAAGGGAUGGAGAGGUUCCCUCCUGAGAAGGGCUCCCACAGUCCCAGCCUCUCCCAAGAAGGCACAGCGUGGAUGGAUUCACAUCCUCCUGAGGUCUCCAAACCCGCUGCAGCGGGGAUGAAAGGAGUGCACAGCCGCUGCUCACAAGUGCCACUGUGUCAGAACCAGGAGGCAGCAGCUGAAGCCGACAGGAGAUGAAUUUCAAACAAAUAGGAGAUGGGACUUUUAAUCCUGGCAUUUCUUUUUCCCUCCCAGGGAGUGAUGGGAGUUGUGCCUACAGAAGCCACGGGGACAGGCAGCAAAGGCAGAACAAGGAAAGUUUGGAGAUAAGGAGCAGCCUCCACUUCCCAUCCAACCAACUUCCCCAUCCAGGCUUGGGCAGAAGGCUGCUGAGAAGGGAAGGAUGUGGGUACACUCAAUUUAUUAGGGCACUACUUUAAAUUCCCAGAAGUAAACUGAGGAAGUGCCAUAUUAUUAUCAGAUUUUAUUUCUGGGUUUUCAGAGGUUUCACCCUUUUCUUCCCCAACAGCCCUUCCAGUUGUUGGGCUUUUCUAUAACACUGAUGGACACCCCUUGGAUAUAAAGCAGCUGCUAAUUAUGCUCCUCAACCCCUGCUAAGUAUUAAUAUUUAAAGUCCUGAACUUGUUUAAAAAUUGAAGAAAAUCAAAAUGUGGUGCUGCUUUGAAUGGUUUUUAAUUCAGUGUCCCCAAGCCAAAAAGGACAGAGCCAUUUUUCCUGCACUGUGUUUUGAACAGCCACAGACCAAGGAUUAAGAAGGACUUCACGUGGCCUCUGCUGUCAAUUGUAAACUCAUUUAAUGUCAUUAUCAGGCUUCCCAUAUUUUUCAGAACACAACUUUUUGAAAUAUCUUGGGCUUUCAGGAUUUCCAGACUUUUCAAAAUAACUUCUGUUCCUUUCUUAAGGUAAAACUCAGUCAUAGGCAUUUUAAUACAUAAAAUAAUCAGGUCUUUGCACAGUUAAUCAGGAAUUUAGCAUAUUCUUGUUUGCACAAGGCAAGUUUCUAGGCCAUUUUAUUUAGAAAAAAAAAAUAAGUGAGGGAGGAGAAGCUCUUAAUUGUGAGCAUAUGGCUAAAUUUUAGGUGCCCAUGAUGCUGCAAACUGCUCUUUAUAUCCCUUUUUUAUUCACUGCCAUCAUAUUUCCCUGUCAUGUAUCAAAGUUAUUAGGAGCAAUUUUAUUUUGGCACCUGCUUGGGGAUUUUAGAAACUACACUAAAGAGUUCAUUUCUGAACAUUAUGGCCAAAAUACUCAAUUUGGUGUAGAGCACCAAUAGAAAUAGGGAGUUUAAUUCUAUUUGCACUGUUCAUUAUUUCCCUCUUCCAUAAUUUUGUAGGAUUUUCAGUUUUCACUUGUUUAACACAUUUAAUUUCAGCUUGUUUUUUUCUGUUAAGCAGUUUUCUGGCAUGCAUUAGGGCCAGGCUGCUCCCUGGGCUUCUAACUUGAAGGCAACAUGCAAAAGCACAUAAAAGUCUGUAUUUUUAUGCUAUGUUCAAAUUUUAAAUAGUUCAAUAUUUCAAAUGAGAAAACCUUCCCGAGGCUUUGGGAGUUUACAUUACUUUAUAACAUUGAAUGUUCUCCACUUUGACAGAAAAGUUGCAUUAAAUCCUCCAUCUAAUGAAAUCAAUGUUGUAUAAAUAAUAUAUUAUUCCACCAAAGAGCAAAUAGGAAUCAGAUGCAAGUAUCCCCAUUAUUUGUUGGAUUUGCCUUUUUUCUGCCCAUAACUUGAGCUUGAAGAUGGAAUUCAUGCUCAUCCCACAUUUCAUUAGGUGCUUAAAUCUGAAACCAUUUGUCUAAAGGCAAUCAAAAGUACGACCAGAUUUGUUGGCUUUUAUUUUUAAGCAGGGCAGGAUUUUUCCCCUUUGCUAUAAAGCAGUCAGAAAGAAAACCCUGGAAUUUGGAAAAGUCAUAAAAUAAACGAGAUAAAGCAAAAUAUUAACAAAGUUAGCAGAAUGUUCCUUUAAAAACAUUCCCCCUCACUUCCAGUUCCUCAAGACAUCUUAACAAGGAUGUAAUUUCCCAUUUGCUCUCAGUGAGCAAAUCAAACAGGGUGAUUUAUUAUUCAGAUGGGCACAAAGGAUUUCUGAAAUGCAAAAAGAAGGGCUCUAAAAGCACAAGUCAUCAGUAAUGACGACAGCCUGAACUGCCUUUCAAAUAUGAACAAAAUGCAGCCAUUUAGGGGCUCAUACAUCACGCUCUCCCAGACCCUCAUUUAUUUCCCAACUGUACAGGCUGCAUGAAAAUGGAACCAGAAUUUGGCAUCUACUGAGAACAUCUUUAUCAGGGAAGUGAUUCCACACCAUGGGCGAGCAGCUCAGAAUCCCCACCCUUGGAAGAACAACCAAGGCUUUCCAAUCACCUCUUCAGUCCCCUUCCCAAAACAUCUGUGUGCUGAAAAGGAACUUUUCUGAACUAUAAACACAGUGAAAAUAUGACAAAACUCCCAUUCCUAUCCCAAGAAAAUUCAGAUUUUCUUGAUAAACAUCUUCAGCAAUUUGGGCUCCGAUGAGACAGCACUCAACUGGAACCCAAAAUCUCAGCUUUAGCUGGUGAGACCUGCUGUUAUAUUUUUCCUCCAAUGAUCUGUACAAUGGGAAAUUGAGAGAGAGAACUAAAUCCUGCUCAUUCUUAUCCCAACGAAGCACAGAAAUAACCAUCAGAGCUAAUGAGGUUACUCAGCAUUUUUCUUCUCCGAGCAGAAAACCCACACAGAGCAGUUCCCUCAAUCAGCUGUUUAAUAUUUCAGCUGUGCACAGGUAUUAUGGGUAUUAAACAUAUAUUCUUAAAUCCACUUUAUCUCCAAAAUGUUCCUUUAAGUAAAGAGAUGUGGAAUUAGCACUUUAUACAUAAAGAACUGACAUCAGCAUAAGCUCAAAUGAAUUUUCCAAGCUCAUGGAAAAGACUUAUUAUGGAGCAAGACACUCCAGCAAAUCUCCCAAAUUUCUGCCAAACAUGACUCCAAGAGACCUUUUUCCUCUGCAUCACAGCCAAGCAGAAAAUAUCCUCCCCCAAAGCAAGGAGCACCUCCAAGGACUGGACUGCAGGAAGACCUGUUUGAAAUUCCAGCCAAGUUUGCCUUCACCUCAGCUGGAGCAGAGGAGCAUAUUUAACAUCCUUCCAUUUCUGGCAGGUUGAAGGAAAUAAAUUAAUUAAUUACCAAUUCAGCCCAGAAAGCCAGGCAGUUAUCAUCUAAAGGCACAGAAAUAACCACCUAAGUAAUGGGAAUGAAGGUUCAGCAAUGUGAAAAUUCUUGGUUUUAGCAAAGACUGAAUGGCAGCAUUGGCUCCAAGUGACCACAGAGAGAAAAGGCACAACUUUGUCCACAGCUUUGCUUCAAAUCAAGUGAACUUCACCAUUCUGCCAUCUCUGACACAGGUGGGAAGUUCCUGCUUCUAAGGAAUUAAUAUCCCUGGGAACCCAGCUCAGGCAUAUAGUGUUGAGACUUAAAUGAUGCCUCCUAAUAUAAUUGACUUGAUGUAGAUCUGAAAACCCCACUGGUGCUGGUUUACCAUCCUCCCUCCCCACACUGGUGGUCACCAAACAUCUGGCAGGUAACUCAAGUUCUAGCUGCCACGUGCUUUUCCCCAAGCUGCAUCCAAGCUUUCCUCCACAAGAACUUCAGAAACUGUUCCAAAAAAUUGCAUUUUAGCGUUCCACUGUCGGACCUGCGUCUCCUAGAGGAGCACAGUCCUACAAAGCACCUGCUCUGCACAAAAUCCUCCCAGGCACAGCAUUUCCUGGGGCAGUCCUUGAGCCUAAACCUGAGUGUGGGGAGGACAUGCCAGGCUGACCCUCCCACUGUCACCCAGAUGUGUCCUCAGAAUCUGAAUGUAAGAAAAAAAUUCACGUAAAACCUGAAGCCUGUAAUAUUUCCAAAUACACACAGAGAUGCCUCCCUGAAUUUAUGAUGCAAUUAGCAGGGAGGGAGAAGGGCCCCUCACGGCACUUCUCCACAGAGAAUGCCACUAAAAAUCCAUCUCACUGCUCCCCAAGCCCUGCUUUUCUCACUGCCCCCAGAAUUCCAAGGCAGGACUUCCACCUGCACGUGUCACUGCAGCCCCAAGCAGUGCUCACUCCUCCCUGACAGACACAGGGAGGAAAAGCCAGUCUGGGAAGGUAAGACACUCCAUGAGAGAGAAACACAUUUAUAACCUAAAACAACUACAAUGAAUUGCUCUUUUCUCUUUGCACCCUCUCAGGUUGAAGCCCAGCCCCUCUCUCCCCUCUCAAGCAUCUCUUCAACACUACAUUGCAUUAUGCAACAGUCACGCUCAGCAUUUUUAAAGGCUAAAAUAUUGACAACUGGGGUGAUGAAGCACUUCCAAUUUCCCAGUGUAUUUACUUCUAUGUGCUGUUACAGUAACAUGAAGCAUGAUAAUCACAAAACACUUCAUUUUUCACAAACCCCAAUUUAAAAAAUCCCUGUACACACCAAUGGUGUCAGCAGUUACACAUGAAUCUGGUCCACAUCAGAAAGUACUUUUUAAUUCUCUAAAAACCUCCACAAGAGGCUGUACAGUUUAUAAGUGGGGCAUAUGCAUAAUGCUGUGCAAGACUAAUCAGCCCUGAGACAACAGCUUCUAAAUAUCAUUAUGGAGAAGACAAGAAUGAUGUUUAACUGCUGCUUCUGUCAGACAGAUUCUCCUUUCAAGUCACUCAGGAUAUCAAGUUAUAGUAUUUCUUUCCAGUAAUCAUGGACUGGAUAAGCUCACAUUUUCAGCUUGUGAAAAAGAAACAGCAUCUCCUACCACUGAUCAGCUGGCUCUGAGGAAGUAGCCUGUGUUAUUUCAGACGUGCCUACCCUACCAUGUAAUUUUACCCACGUCUGUAUCCAGGCUGCAGCCAAAAACCACAUUUAUUUUCGUAGAGAGAAAUCCACAGAGGACCUGGAAUACAGCAAGUCAGCACUGCUAGAAAGAAAAACAGUAAAAAACAAAAAACAGAAAAACAAACAAAAAAAACAAAAACCAAAACAAAACAAACAAAAAAACCAAAAAAACCCCCCCAAAAAACCCCAACAGCGUGGUGGUUGCCGUUGCAUCAAUAAGCAGGUCAAUGUUGAAGUUCUUUGGAAAAAAAAAAUGUAUCUGAUAAAAUACCAUGAGAGACGCUGAAUGUGAUCCAAGCUGUGGCACAGUCCCUAGCCCAGGGCAGAGCAGCCGGUGAUGUGGAGGGCACACCCCUAGCACCCUCGAUCAGGGAUCAGCGGCAGGGAUAAGGAGCAGAGGGAAGAGGGCAGCGGGAGUACCUGCACAGGUGGCAGGCAGGGAGAGCAGCGGAGCUGCCCUCUGCUGACUGUCUGCUUUGCUGAACGCUGCUCUGAUCCGGUCCUGCACAGCCACAGGGUGAUUUACCCAGCCGUGCUUUCCGUGGCUCCAUCCCCACGGAUGCCACGCUCUGGGUGCCAGCCAGACCCACGCGGGUCUCCUGCCCCGGCCCGGCAGCAGCGCAGUGCCCCUGCCCGCUGCAAUGCUGUGCUGCAACGGGCUGCUCCAGCUGAUGAACUCCAAAACACACCCGGGACUCGAGCCAGGGCUUCUGAUGCAUCUUGUCUGUGGAUGCCCGGACUCAUCCAGCGCCCAGCUCGGCUGGCCCUGCCUGCUGUGGCAUGGGGGUCCUGCUGGGACACUUUGGGCUGGUCCAGCCGCUCUCAUCUGCCAUUUCAAAUCAGGGGUGGCUUCAGGAACCCCCAAAAUCAGUAACCCUCAUCAACACCAAUGGUGAAGGCACUGCUGUGACAGAGGAACUGCGUGGCCCACACCUGCUGGCACCUGGGCUAGGGGACUUUCCUGCUGGAAAGUAUUUACUGAACGGCAAAACUCCUGGGAAUCUCAGAAUGAAGCACAGACCCAACUCCGACCCAUUCUCGUGCCUCUCGUGGCAUUUUCUGUCUAGCACGCAGGUAAAAUACACACGACCUAUUUAACUUCCAACUUUUUGCUUUUUUUAAAGUGAAAACAUCAUUGCUAAACCCUCCGUAAAAUGACAGAAAAGGAGGAAAGGGGAUUCAAGUUUUACACAGAUUAUCACGUUUAUCAAUCUCCUCUGCCAAACUGCUUCACUCGGAACUCGCAUCCAUUUUAUAAAAGGUUUAAAAGCAAAUGGGAGCAGCUACUCCUUUAGCACCUUAAACACUUUCCCUCCCAAUAAAAGGCAGCCGUAUAGCUUUAACCCAGCGCUUCGCUGAAAUUCCCAAUGGAUCAGCAUCACCCACUCUGCGGCUGCUCCAUCGCUCCCGAAACGCGACUGGAAACCCGGGCUGCGCGGGGACGGCGGGCACGGCUCUGUUCUUAACGAGCCCCCGCGCAGGGGAAGCAGAGCAAUAAAGCAAGCUUCUCAGCGAGCCUGCGAGCGGCAGCUCCGCGCUUCUCCCGUCCCCGUGCGCGGCCGCCGAGCACCGCUCCAUCCCUCCAUCCCGCCUCCCCCGCCCGCCCCCGCCGCCAGCCCGGCCCCCGGCUCCUCCUCCCCGCUCCCGCCCGGCUGGGGGACGCCCGCCGGUCCGGCUCAACAAGUUCCCCUCGGCGGGGACCGGCCGAGGGGACCCCCCGACAGCGAGCCCCCGCCGCAGCCCAUGAGGGCAGCGGGGGAGCGCGGCGGCGGCGGCGGCUGCGGCUCCUCCGGCGGCUCGGCGGCUCCGCGGCAGAUGCGCCCCGGCGCCCAGGCUCUGACGCCCAGCUCGCCCCGGCGGCUGGAGGGAGAUGCUCGCCCAGACCGCCGCUUCUGCGUGAGGAAGCACAAGGCAUCAUGGUGAGUAAGGAGCCCAGCAAAUGCUUACUCACCGCCUCGGACAGCGACGUUGAGCCCGCGGCUUCCCUGGCGCUGGAGAUGAAAUACGCGCUGGAUCCCAACCGGCAGAUCAAGAAACGGAACAAGGCCCUCCAGGUGAGGUUUAAGGAUAUCUGCGAGGCCCAGAACGAGCAGAGGGACAAGCAGCUCUCCACCUCCUCCACGCAGGACCCCGACAAGAGGGAGGCCAAGGCCAUCUCCUACAAGACGGCCUAUCGCAAGUACAUGACGGUGCCCGCCCGCAGGUCCAUCCCCAACGUCACCAAGAGCACAGGAGUCCAGACUUCCCCUGAUCUCAAAAAGUGCUACCAGACCUUCCCUCUGGACCGGAAAAAAGGGAAUAUUCUGAAAAGCGCCUCAACUGUGGACACGUUACCGAGCGAGAACAACGGGUUCCUGAUCGAGGUGAAGGACAGGGAGGGCCGGGGCUCGGGCGAGGCCGCGGCGUGGGGCAGGAAGGCCGGCAGCCUGCAGACGGCCGAGUUCAUCUCCCACAUCACCGAGCGCGCCGCGCACGACAACGGCGCCGAGGCCUGGAAAAGCAGCGAUUUGCACAGUUCUCCCAAAGAGCCUCCUCCUCCUCCUCCUCCACCCAACUUGGCCGAGCCCGGCGAGGAGGAGCCGGCGCGGCCGCCCGGUCGGGGCAGAGCGACGGCGGCGGCGCGGCUGGGGAGCGACGAGAGGGUCUUCAAGACUGAAGUGGCCACGGUUUACCUGCCGGCCUCACAGCCUGACCUGCCCGGCCUGGGCGACUGGGGGCCGUGCCCCGACGAGGACGACAAGAGGACGGUGCAGCUGAACGGGGUGCAGCCCCCGGCCGGAGAUGCCCGAGCGUGCGCGGCGCGGGCGCAGUGCCUGGCCCCCGAAUGUAGUGACCAGAGCCUGCAGGUCAACGUGGCGCCCAUGGAGGAGAGCCAGCCCUGCCGGACGGCCGUGGCCGUGAGCCAGGAAUGCCAACAAAUCGUGCCUCACACCGAAGUUGUGGACUUGAAAGCGCAGCUUCAGAUGAUGGAGAACCUGAUCAGCUCUAGUCAGGAGACCAUCAAAGUGUUGUUGGGUGUUAUACAGGAGCUAGAGAAGGGAGAAGCUCACAGGGAAGGGUCCUGAACUGCUAUUACUGCGAUUCAUCACUAAAUGAGUCGAUGCCAGCAGAACUGUAGCAGCAUCUCUGAAGGCAGCAGUCUCAUCCUUUGGGUGCCUAUCAUCUGUGUGUGCUUUUGAAAAUGUCAGUGCUCCAUCAUCUGCAAUUAGCAACAACAGCCAGCACUCAACUCUGCUUCAAGGGAAAGGGAAAGCCACUAAAGCAGGAGGGGAAACACAAAAACUGUGAUCCCUCUCCCAGUUUCAAAGGACAUGAUUAAAAUUCUGUGUUAUGUGCUGCAUUAUUUACUAAAUCCUUGGCAAAAUGGCUGGUCUACCUCUCUGUGUGGAACCUUCUACAAAAAAAAAGCAAAUUACUCCCAGCAAACAUUGCUGGAUGCCUUAAGUCAUGCAUGAAGGAAGUGCAGAGCUGCAGCUUCAAUUAAGAGUCCCGGCUCAGAGUUAAAAAAACAUUGAAUAUUACAUGAUGCAGGGUGCAGCUUUGCAACACAAACCCAGCUUUAUGCUCCAGUUUUGCUCUGAUAAAUCAUCAGCGAUCUCACUUUACAGACAUACUUAUCUGUGUUCGGAGGGAGAAUUUAGGAAGCCAAAUGCGUGGAGCAUCACUAAGGCUGACAGGACUGCAAGCACAAUGGAAGUUAAUCAUUCUAAAACCUGGCUAACAAAGAUCUGUGAAAUACAGAGCAGAAGAUGAGUACGUAAUCAGAAUUACUUUGCUGCUGGAGAACAGCAGUGACCUGCCCUUUAAAUCCUUCCCGUGGAAGGAACAGUAAUCUGGGCCCUCCUCAUUAUACAACAAAUCAGCAAUUUUAAUAAACAAAGGGCUCAAUUUGCCACACAAAAACAAGUCACAGUAUUUUGACUCUGCCAGGCCAAAUGCUACACUCUAGACAAGAGUUAAAUGAACCUGUUUCAGAGCUAAUUUACAUUCCUCUAUUAGUCAGCAGUGGUUCAGGAAUUUAAAGAGCUCUCAACAAACUCCUUCGAAGACGUUGUCAUGGAUGGAAUUUAAAUGUCAUUGCACGUUUUUCAAUGACUAAGGGAAUUUUGCGCCUCACGUUCUCAUUUCUGAGCAGAAAAUAAGCCCAUAUUGUGUGUCUGGAUGGAGGUUUGCACCCAAGGGAAGAAGAGAGCAGGGAGCAUCCUCACCGAGUGCUGCCUGAGCAGCACUGCCAGCUCUGGUCCUCAAGGUCACCCAAACUGAUCCUCCUGCUCAGCAGAGAUGGCAAAUCCAAGUCAGGGAGCCAAAGCAAUUAUUGCCUGGGUUGUUUGCUCUGCUCCCAGCCCAGCUCUUCAGAGCAGACCAAGGAGACAGAGCAGAUCAAGGCAGGAACAACCUCCAUCCCCUCACCUUCCAAAACUGGAGGUCCUCAUUUCAUACUGGAGAAAAGGAAGGUUAAAAGAGUUCACAAGAGCAGAGCCUCUGAAAGCACAGCCUUUGGGAGUGAUGUACCCGCUGCAGGAAUGCCAGCACAGGGCUUGCUUUGGGAUUUCCCCCCUCAGUGGCUUUGUUUUGCUUUUUUUCAAUUACAGCCCUGGCAAAGGGAAGGUUUAACAGGAUCAUUUCUAAAGAGAAAACCUGGAAAUGGAGGGAAACAACAGAUAAGCUUAACUACAAAAGACAGCUCACUAGAAAUAAAUACAUGAAAAGCAGAAAGAACAGAGCAAAUUGCAUCUGGGAUGCACAAAUUGUGUCAUAUUCUGAGUGACUCCAGGUUUUGGGACACUAAGAACAUCUCGGGAAGAGGACUGUGAUGAGUGCUUUUAUUUCCUGCUGUGACCUUUUUACAUCCAUCCAUUCUGCCUGGCAUCACCUCUGAAAUGGUCACACUCAUUUCAUCAUCCCUGAAACCACCUCCUCAAUUCUUCCCUCUUUUCUCUCUCUGGAGCUGCUGUAUUUUGGGGUAUUUUAGGGUAUUUUUUUAUUUUUUUUAUUUUUGCAUCAUUUACAGAUCAUUCCCAAACACCUCGGAAUCUGUAACAAUCCUGAGGCAGAGCCAGGGAAUCCAGUUGGAUGCACCUUCCUUAGCCCAGAUAAAGGAGUAAUUUUGCACAAAUCUGAGCUUUGUGGACCUUGUGAUCCUUGGGCCAGUGCUGGUUGAGUGCUGCUCACUCAACCCAAGGCAGGAGCAGCACAAAGUCACCAACAGUUCAUUUACCUGCCCUCAACAUAAGAAAUUUGGUUUUCCAAGCUCUGAACCAGCCCUUUCGUGCUCCCCCAAGCACAGCUGGAGCAGAGCAGGCCACACUGACACCUCACACUGGAAGCAUUCCAUUAUGUCCCAAAACCCCAUGGAGGAUAUUCCAGUACCUGCUGCCAGUCCAUGGGAUCCCCUUGACCUCUCUUAUCUAAAAUUCUCUUAGGUAAAAAAAUCCCAAACCAACCAACCAAUGAAAGCUGAUGAUAUAAGACUGACCACUGAAAUAUCCAUUAUCACUGAAGGUAAUAAUCCAGCAUCACCCAAGGUUUAACCUCAAACUCCAAUUUUUUCAACCUCAAACUCCAAUUUUUUCAACCUCAAAUUUUAUUUUUUUAACCUCACAUUCCAUUUUUUUCCUGAAUUAGCUCCCUAAAACCCAUCUGGAGCUGGAUCUCCAACGGCAGGUACCAGGAGUAUCUCAGAGCACAGCAUUUCACAGGCCUUCAAACCAGGAUGAGAUUGAUAUUUUUGAUAGGACUCUUCAUUAGAGUUGGACACAUUGAUUCUGGGGCUGAUAAUCCAAGUUUCAGAUCAGAUUGGCAGAGUGGAUAAAAAGGGCAAAGUCUCACAGUUCCCAGACACCCUGGAACAUUAAUGUGUAAUAAUUCAGAGUUGCUGGGCACUAUAACAUUGAAGAUAGAGAGCUCUUCAAUAAUCCUGGUGUCAGAGCCACUUUCCAUCAAUCCUUUGUGAGGAAUACAGUGGUGGGAGACUUUCAGCAAGGAAAGGAGGGCAAAAAAAGGGAAAAGUGAGCACUUAACAACAACCAGAAUGUGGAAUAAACAUUAAAAAAAAGGAAUAAUCUUUUUAGCAAAGUUAUUUGGUAUUAAUGCUGUGUUUUCUCCCCCAAAAAAAUGCCACUAGGAAUGUUCUGAAUCUCAGAAAAUAGAACUUAUUUUGCUAAUAUAGUCCAGCUUUUUAUCUGCAUAUACUGUAUGGGCAGAAUUUAAUGGAAAUGUAUUUGAACUACUGAGAAAAAUAAUUUGAUUCCUAUCUGGUUGCUAUUCACUGGACUUUAAAACCAAGAAGAAAUGUCAUUCCCCACCACACCUCCCUGUUCCAGCCCAGGAUCAGCAGCUUCAAAGUGAAAUUAAGGUUCAGGACUUCUCCAGCAGAUUGGCUGCAGGGACACAAAGGCCAAUAAAAGCAAAUCCCCACAAUUCAAAUCUGGAAAAAAAUGAUGGAGUCUAUUAAUGAAAGACUAAAAAAACAGUGUAAGCAAACCAUGGUUUUGCUAAAUAUAUCCAUAGGAAUUGCCAUAGAUCAGAAGCUUCCCAAUGUCACCAAGCUGCCCAAAUCAUACACCUGCAAGGAAAGUUUCCCUGCUAAAUUAGUUUUUUUUUUUUUAAAAAAAAAAAGAGGAUGAUUGAAGGUAAGGAAUUAUGAAGUUUGCACAAUUAGAAUAAUCCUUUAAUAACUGCAGUUUGGCUGCUGGCAGUAUCAGAAUGCAGGGCCAUGAGCCUGUAAAAAUGGGACCAAAAUGAGCUUUAGAGUGUUAAAAUUCUCACUGCUGUUCCUUUACCAGGAGAUGAAACAACUGAUUUCUAAUUGACACCUCCUUCUGAGCCCCGUGCUUGCACAAAGGUACAAUUAUCUCUUAUCCUGACUGAGGAAAAAUGGCAAAAAAAAGAGCAAAAAGACUUGUCUGAAGACAGGGAUGCUUUGUUUUUAAACUACAGAGGCUCCAGCUACCCCAGGUUCCAGAUUUGGGACAGGCUUAAAAAAGCUCCUGUGUAGCACAUUUAGGAAAGUGAAGGUGGAGAACUGGGAGAUGAUGGAGACCUGGGCUGGAGUCAGGGACCUGGGGAUGAUCUUCAAGGUGCCUCCCAACCCACACAUCCUGGAAUCUGUGGCCUGAGGAAAACUGAAGUGAGAGUCCCCAGACAUGGAUGUGUCCAUCCUCCCUGACCCCACCUCUGUCACUGCCGGGUCUCUGGUGGAACUGCUCUCACUCACACCUGAACAAAACUGAGGUGUCCACAGUGUCCCACAGCUCUUACAGCUUUUGCUGCGAGCUUUGCCAAACAGAGGAAUUUUGAAGGUGGAUGAGCAAUUCCCUGCCAUGGAACCGUUUUUGCCACGUUAAACAGUAGUUAGUAAAACACUUCCAUGAAGCCGGGCAAAUUCUCAGCUUUUUGUGAUGGUUUUUGCACGUCACAGAGGUCAUCAAGAAGGAAAAUUGCCAUUCCAAGGGAGACUGGAAAUCCCUCCAAACAUUCUGCGUUUGGACCUCUUUUCCUAAUAGGAUGAUGAUGGGGGAUGAUCUCUACCCCAUUUCUCACUGCAUGAACCGACCAGAAGAGGACAGACACAACUCUAUGGGGAACACUGGGAUUUUUUCCCUCAAUUCCAGUGUCAGAAAAUCCCAGAAUGGUUUGGGUUGGAAAGGACCUUCAAGACCAUCCCAAUUCCACCCCCUGUCAAGGGCAGGGAUACGUCCCUCCCACUAUCCCAGGCUGCUCCAAGCCCUGUCCAGCCUGGCCUUGGACAAUUCCAGGGAUCCAGAGGCAGCCACAUCUUCUCUGGGCAGGGCCUCCCAGGGAACUAUUCCUUCCCAUCCCAGGGAACAACUUCCUAUCCCAUGUCCAUCAAUCUUUUUUCAGUUUAAAAGUGUGUGUGGUCCAGUAACUCCUCAGGAGGUCAGCAGAGGUAUUUUGGCAUUUAGAUGAAGUUUACCCUCUGGAAUGUUCGAACCUGGAGUCAGUUAGGUCAUUUCUUUGGUAAAUAAGAGAUUUGUUUACUUUAUUGCCAUCCACACAAGCUCCAAAGAAAUUCCACGGAUGGACCUGGAACUGUGGACAAAACUCAAACAACUGCCACACUCCUGGUCUGUGGAUUCUCCUCAAAUUCCCAUUAUCCAAGGAAAUGAGAAAACACAAAGUACUGGGACCUGCUCAGGCUGCAACAGGCAGAGUUCAGCACUUCCAUGAUCCUUCCUGCUGGUUUUUAUCUCCAUACAUUUUCCUAUCCUUCUUGCAAGUACAGAAUCCCGGAAUCAUUGAUGUGGGAAAUGACCUCCAGGACCAUCAAAUCCAGCCUGUGCCUGAUCCCCACCUUGUCCACAGCCCAGUGCCACAUCCAGGCCUUCCUGGAACACCAAGCACUGGCUCCACACAAACACCAGGGUCAGUGGCCAGCAAGUCUCCUCCCUGUUUUAAUUCUAUGCUACUGCACAACGUUUGGAAUUUUAAACAAGCCUGGCUGAUGCAGUUAUUAUUUGAAGCCAGUGUAGGCUUAGAGAUAGAAUGCACAAAGAGUAUUUGAGCUUGCACUGAAAUCUUAAUCACAGCAAAAUGAUGAAAUAAUACCACAGAUUUUGAUUUUCUCCCAUCUUCCCUCCUUUAUAGAAACAAUUCCUGGGAGCAGCCUCAGUUCAGAAGUCCAAGCCAAGCAGAAUGCCAGGUGUUGUGUUUCAGUAGUAGGAACUCCUCAGCUCAGGGUGGGAGCAGCAGGAGCUGUGAGGGCACAAGGAUUUCCACCACCUAACACAUCACCCCAGCUGCUCCCAAAAGUGCCACACAAAAUUAAAUAUAAAACCCCAUGGAUUUGGGUGUGUAAGAGCAGUGGGAAGUGGGAAGAGGAACACUGAAAGCUGCAGGAAAGGAUGGGUGGGUGCAGCAGAUCUGAUGAUGAGCUGCUGGCUCAGGAGGCUCCAGGCAAUGACCCCAAAUCCAGGUAAAAUCCCCAAAUCCAGUCCUGAAUCCUCCCUCAUGGGGGGCAACCACAAUGGGGAGAGAUUUGGGCUGAAGGGGGAAGGGACAGAGCUCAUCUCAGCCUCACUACUGGAAUGUGCUCCCAGAUAACCUGCUGGAAGUGCCUGGCCUAAGAAUCACCCACCAGCAAGGCAGCUGCUGUUCCACCAGAGCAAAUCCCCUCGAUGGUUAUCAACACCACCAGCUGACAUCCUGAUCAGCCUCCUGAUUUUUCUGAUGAGACAACAAAGGCACAAAUAUUCAGGAGAGAUGCUUGACCUUGUACACACCUAAUUCCUGUAAGAUUUUGUGAUUUCACUUGAAAUGCAUUUCAAUUUUCUUCGUCCUCGCUGCGUUUUUUUAUAAAAAACUCAACAGUCCUAUUAAAAUAUAUAGUUAUUAAAAAAAAAAAAAAACAACACUCCCUGACUAACCUGAGUAUAAUACAAAAUGUAUUUACAGGGUGAAAGCACUUGAAUUGCUGUCGUGGGAGUCGUGCCGUACGCCCACAGUGCAAAUACCUCAAAAAGCAAAUUAGUCAUCUGCUUCCAACUGUCAGGAUGCAGCAAAAGACAAACCACUGUCUCGGAAAGAGCCUGAAAAAUCUCCCCACUGACUUUCUGUACAUGGCAAAGGAUUUUUUUUCAGAUGCCAGAUCAGUCAUAUCAACCUUGAAAUAAGAGAGAGAAGAGUGUUCAGUGUGGGAGUGUCAGGGUGGAUGGGCUUUGGACAGCCUGGGAUUGUGGAAGCUGUCCCUGUCCAGGGCAGGGGAUGGAAUCAGAGGAGCUUUGGAGAGAGGAAAACGGUUUUUGUUAAGGUUUAGUUAAUCCUUAGUUAGGAAAGGAUUAACCACCCAGCAACACAAAGCUGGGAUCACUUAGACCCAUGUGAUCUCCAAGAGGGAAAACAAAACAAAGGGAAACAGGAAAAACAGACACAACAAAACUAGGGAAAAUAGAAAAAGUAGUUAGGAGGGAAACCAAAAAUAACCCAAGCACACCAGACCCCGAAACACACGGAGCAAAAUCCAUGUUUGCAUCCAGAAGAGCCUCAAGGUAAUUCCUCAAAGCACAACACCCAUCCUGAUUUUUACCCUCUCUAAAUGCAAACUGCUAAUUGGCAAUUAUCAACUUCAGGAAAAAACAACAGCAAAAAGGUUAAAACAAUUUUUCUACUUUGAAAGUCAUUUUUCAAAACACCCUUGCAGGAGUCAAAGGCUGGCCCAAGGUGGUUUAGACCUGCCCAGACCUGGUUUGGGAGCAGAAUCUGAAGCUCUUAAAGGAACUAGAGAUUUUCAUCCACUAAAAACCUGAUUUUGCUGAUAUACAAAUACAUUUGUAUGAGUUUCCCAUUGAACUAAAGUGGUAAAGCUUUCCUAGGGCAGAAUAAACCUCUAGGGCUAAGCAGGAUUUAUUUUAACCUAAAAUAAGAUGCAGAAGAUAUACAAGAGAUUUUUCUGCAUUUUACAUGGCUGAAAAAUGACUUACUCAAGUCAUAAAGACAACUAAAGCUCUCGUGACAAAGCGGAGUCAUUUUAUUUUGCCAAAAGGCAGAUUAUGUUUGUAGUAAUAAUGCCAAUUUUCUCUUGAAGCACAGUUACUGGAAUUAUCAGUUCUGCAGUACUUUAAAGUGGGAAACAAAGAUUUUGAGAAGUUCUCCACCCAACUGUUGGUUUUUAAAGUAUUUUUCUGUAAAGAUGGACAACGUUAGGCCAGGUUGGAUGGGGCUUGGAGCAGCCUGGUCUAUGGAAGGUGUUCCCAUGGCAGGGGGUGGAACUGGGUGGGUUUUAAGAUCUUUCUCAAGCCCAACCACUCUGGGAUUCUGGGAUCAGUAGGGUUUAACCAGCUGUGUAAUGAGUUGUCUCAGCAGCUCUAGGAAAUAAUAAAACAACUCCAAUUAAUACAAAGACUUGAGGAGAAGCAGGGCCUGCACUCCUCUGAGCAAGGCCAGAACUGUCACAUCAAACACACUUCAAAGGCCCACUGCCUGCCUAAGAUCAUUUGUUUCACUAUAUUUAAAUAACAAACAUCAACCAAAAAAAAAAUUCUUGAAGUCUGUUCAUCCUCCUUGCUGGUGAUAAUCCAUCAAAAGUGUGAGGAACAUCAGGAGCAUCCUGCUCGGUACCCAUCACAGCCACUUCUGGGAAAUCCUGCCAUUAGGGGACUCCAGAUCUAACAGAUCAAUCCUUCCAAGUCAUUUUUAGGAGUUUUUUCUUUGUUUUUAAUAGAUGCCCAUUAAAAAAUAAAUCAGCAUACACAGAUCUAAGCUUCCCUCUCCCAGCUCAAUGGGGUCUCUCUAAUUUAUACAAGCAAAAAAAAAAUAUUCAAAUGCAAAGAUUUUGAUGUUAAAGUUGGUAUUUUUUAAAAAAAGCCUCCAGCAGGUGCACAAAUUGUGUGUUUCACAGGGAUUUAGAGAGUGUAAUCCCCUUAGGCUGCUCUGAAAAUUGCAGCCUAUUCUUAGUUCCUGCCAGCCCAUGUCAGCAAAAUGGUUGUUCUUCAUUAUGAUAUUUUAAUACUUAGGAGUGUUAAUUGAGGUUAAGCUCAGGUUGUACCCAGAAUGCCAAAAAAAUUAAAUAAAUUAAUAUUAACCUGACAGAAAAUGAAAGUCUCCUGAAAGUAAUACAGAAAAAUGUGUGAAAAACUGGAGAUGAGAUCUCCUUCCCCAGGGGAGAUGCAGACAGAGAAACUGAACUCACCUACAUCCAUCCUUGCUCCAGAACCUUUGAGGCCAGGUUGGACAGGGCUUGGAGGACCCUGGGGUAGUGGGAGGUGUCCCUGCCCAUGGAAUUUUGUGGGAUUUAAGGUCCCUUCCAACCCAAACCAGUCUGGGAUUCGGGGAUUCCAUGACCUGCCCAAGCUCUGCACAUCCAGAUGGAAACAGAAAAUACAGGAUUGAAGGUCAAAGGAUGAAGCUCUGGAGCCAUGCUCCUCCUCAGUGGACAUCAGAACAAUCACAUCCAAAUCAGGCUGAAACUGCAGGAAUAACUUCUGGGAUCCCUACCAGGCCAAACCCAACUUCCAUUUCUCUAAAAAGGCGACAGAUUUUCUGUAGGAAACCUUGCCUUGUGAAAGACUUGACAUUUGAAAGAAUUUAUUUUUACCAAAAAUAACAACUGGUUUACUAACGACAGACAAAGUUUUUGGUCUCUCUCCUACAUGGGAAUGCUUUCCAAAUUAUUUUUAGGAGGAAAGAAAGAAAGCAGCUUACUCAAACACUGCAUGGCACAAGGAAAGCAUCAUCACCCAGAACUCUGCUCUCCUUCUCCUGGUAUCCAGACUCUGCUCUCAAAUCAUUCCUAGGAGUCCAAAACUGAUGGAAACUCUGUUUUUCGGGAAGUCUGCACUGAAAAUCAACCUCACUAAAAUCUGCAUGGCAAUGCUGUGCCUGUAGUGAAAUCCUUGCUGGCGUGAAGGAGACAAAUUCCAUGCAAGUGUUUGUGUAGAUAAUUAUGUGAAAACAAGAAAGUGAAAGUCUAAAGCCCUGAGGUAUCAACAACAAAAUUCUUUCAUGAGGAGUUUAAUUUUUAUAGAAAUAAUUGAAUUUACACUGUUCUAACACUCACAUAAUUCAGUCCUGGCUAAAGAGCUCUGAAACUGCCAGAUGGAAACCAAACACUGGGACACCAUGGAGGGUUCUUGGGGCUUUCAGGGAAUUCUAACAGGAUCACUCAAAGAAGGAAAUAAUAGAAAAUAUGCAAAAAUCAUCUCUGAAAAGCUAAAAAUACUCAGUAAGGAAAAACUGCUUUAAGAAAACUUGAACAAGAAUUAAAUCCAAGUAGAAAACAAAUCUAUCACUAUAACCAGUGAAGACUGAGAAUUGCAAAGAUGCUAAAACCAAGCAGAGUUAAAUGUGGCAGUUGAGAGAUCAGGAUUUCAAACUCAUGAUCCAAAAAUCAUCUCAUUUUUAAAUAAUUACAUCCAAGGAUGUAAGUAUUCAUUUUCAUCAGCUUAACGAGUCAGCCUUACACCAGCAAACAUGCUUUUAAGUGGAAAUCUAGAAUUAUUAUGCAUUUAAAGACCAUCAAAUCAUAGAAUGGUUUGGGAUGGGAAAACCUUAGAGAUCAUCCAGUUCCAGCUGUUUGCAGGGCUACAAAGAUGAAUGAAAAAGUCCCAACUGGAAAACAACUUUAAACAAAAAAAAAACCAAACCAAGCUGGCACCAGCACAGGGUGUUUAUGGCUUUACCUAUAAAGAGCAGAGCCACAUCCCUCUGAAGGCAGCUAUUGACUCUUCUUUAUGUCCUCAGUAAAUAAAGGCCUUCCCCAACUCAUCUCUAGACUUUAAAUGUUGUAUCUUUAGUUAGAGCUUUUAGGAGCUGAUCGAUAGCUUGGGGAAAAAAAAAAAUCAUUUUACAAGUCUCAGGUUCAUAGUAGGGACAAUUUGAAUGUCAGCUUCUGAAAGAUCUGAAGAGGGGAAAUGAAAAUCAGGAAUUGCUUCUCUUAGAGAGGAAAAGAGCAAAUAUAAACCAGGAGGGGGCUUUUCCCAUAAGGAAGAGCACACCAAAUGGACAUUUUGCUUCAUGUGAACUCCUCUGCACAUCUCAAGGAGGGUGGGUUUGAUGCCAUUUUGGUUUUCUAUGUCCUCUGUAUUCUCUGCACAUAUCUUUGGAGCUCUGUAACAUAUGAUAUUAAUGUCUAAUGUACCAAAUAACUUUGCAUGACUGUUCCCUAGACAAAAACCAGCCCAAAUUCCAGAGCUCCAAGCCCUGAGAAACACAAGACCCCUGUCCUAGGUUGGUUCUCCCUGACUACCAAGGCUGAGAACAACUCUUCGAGACACAUUUCAUGGACAAAGUACAGCUUAGUGCCAGACUCCAGAAAAGGGACUUCACCUAGAGAAAACUGCACCACCACUUGUCCUCCUAAUUAGUAAUCUCACCAAUUAUGCUGAUUUCCUAAAACUUAUGCAAAUGUACUCACCACUGGGAGGGUAGACUUUUGCAGACGUCUUUCCAUAACUGUCCCUGAAAGCCUUCAAUAAAAAUCCACUUUUACAUUACCUCCUACCCUAAAUUUAUCUCGAACUUUAUUUUCCACAUUGGGAAAAUGACAACAGGGUUAGAUGGGAUAUUGGGAAAGAAUUGUUCCUUGUGAGGUGGGGAGGAGCUGGGAUGGAAUUCCCAGAGCAGCUGGGGCUGCCCCUGGAUCCCAGGCAGGGUCCAAGGCCAGGCUGGA